AUGGCACAGCCCGCCGAGGAGCUCGAGACCAUAAUCCUAAACGAGGAAUUCCCCGAUCGGUGGGUGAAGAUCGGCACUAAUCUGGACCCCGACCUCCGAAGACAGUUCGUCGACUUCUUACGACAGCAUGCGGAAGUCUUCGCCUGGUCUUAUGACGAUAUGCCCGGCAUAUCACCUGAUGUCAUCAGCCACAAGCUCAGCAUCUCCCCCGCCCACAAACCGGUCAGGCAAAAGCGCCGAUCGUACGAUGCCGAACGGUAUGAGGCGAUGCGUGCCGAAGUUGACAAGCUCAAAGCCAUCGGCUUUAUUAGGGAAGCUACGUACCCUGUUUGGCUUGCCAACUCGGUCAUGGUCCGAAAGGCCAGGGGAGGGUGGCGAAUGUGUCAGGACUAUACCGACCUGAAUAAGGGCGCAACGUACCAACGGCUCGUCAACCGGAUGUUUGCUAAAUACAUCGGCGGCAUCAUGGAGGUAUAUGUCGACGACAUGUUGGUGAAAAGCCGAACGGUCGGGGGGCACCUGGAAAACUUGGCCCUCAUGUUCGGUAUUCUAAAGGAUUACCGAAUGAGGCUAAACCCGGCGAAGUGCGCCUUCGGUGUAUCUUCCGGUAAAUUUCUAGGGUUCAUGAUCAGUCAAAGGGGAAUCGAGGACAAUCCCGAGAAAAUCAAAGCCAUAGUCGACAUGGAGACGCCGAAAACGCAAAAGGACAUUCAGAGCCUUACCGGACGUGUCGCUGCCCUGACAUGCUUCAUCUCCAAGGCUAUCGAUAAAUGCGUGCCGUUCUUCAAAGCUUUGAAAGGGGGCAAACAUCAUAUAACAUGGACUCCCGAAUGCGACCCGGCAUUUCAAAACUUGAAGAACUACAUGAGCCAGGCACCACUGUUAUCAAAACCGUUCCCAGGCGAGGUACUACUCCUAUACCUUUCGGUAUCCAUUACUGCCGUUAGCUUAGUGUUGAUAAGGAAGCCGGAGAAGGUGGAGCUACCGAUCUUUUAUGUCAGCAAGGCGCUCCAGAGCGCAGAGCUUCGGUACCCACCCUUGGAGCAGCUAGCACUGGCCCUGGUCGUCUCGGCGCGAAGACUUCGCCCUUACUUCCAGGCUCACGGGAUCACAGUUCUGACGAACCAGCCUCUCUGGCAGGUGCUCCAAAAGCCGAAAACAUCUGGCCGAUUGGUCAAAUGGGCAAUCGAGUUGGGAGAGUUUGACAUACAGUUCAAGCCAAGGCCUGCAGAAAAAGGCCAAGCCGUUGCCGACUUCAUCUCCGAGCUCACACCUCCUGCCCUAUCGGAACCAUCAUCGCCGAGCGCCGUACCUGCCGCACCAGAGAAAAUGGAUACCGAACGUCUCGACACUUCUUCUCCUGUCUUGAUCCUGCAUGUGGACGGCUCGGCAAACCAGCAAGGCUGUGGUGCCGGCUUAGUGUUAACCACUCCGGAUGGUAGCAAAAUUGAGUACGCCCUCCGAUUCAACUUUCGGACCUCCAAUAACGAGGCAGAAUAUGAGGCCCUCCUGGCUGGCCUUCGGCUAGCCCAAAGUAUGAGCGUAAGGCAGAUCAGCAUUCACAGCGACUCCCAGCUCAUAGUAAAUCAGAUAACGGCAGACUUCGCAGCAAAGGACGCCUCCAUGUCAGCCUACCUAUCGGCAGCUCACCAACUACUACAAAAAUUCCAGGCCUACGAGAUACGGCAGAUCCCCAGAUCGGAGAACAACCAUGCCGACGCGCUCUCACGAUUGGCCUCGGCAAUAAAUGACAAGAUCGGAAGGAAGGUACCGGUGGAGAUAUUAUCCCGACCGAGUACAACCGCCGCUGAGGUAUGUACCGUUCGGUACGAGGACACAUGUAUGUCUCCAAUCUAUGCCUACCUGACAGCCGGAACCCUUCCUACCGAUAAGUCCCAAGCUCGGAAACUUCGCUACCGAUCGGCAAGGUACACGGUCAUCAACGAUGGUCUGGACAAACGGGAAGACGCCGUAUUUAAAAUGCCUGACCAAGGAGCAGGGGGACUACAUCCUUCGGGAGGUCCACAGCGGAAUUUGCGGUGA
Messenger RNA from Prunus mume (Japanese apricot), 2043 nucleotides. The record is from RefSeq and is a predicted model, not a curated record. Lineage: Eukaryota; Viridiplantae; Streptophyta; Magnoliopsida; Rosales; Rosaceae.